GGCGGUUCGGGCCCUGCGGGAGCUGGGGGUUCUGCCGCUCGCAGCGCUACGGCUCGUUUCUCGUUCCGUUGUGCUUUUGAGGGCGGCUGCGUGCAGGCGGAGCGCUGCAGGCACGGGACGGGUAGCUGCGGGGAUCCGGCACGCAGCGCAAAGUGCAGCACACGUGGAACAGCGUCGGCUGAGCGAGCAGCGGCUUGUAUGUUGUUAUCGGUUGUUUUGCCCUGAAUGAACGAAAAAAGUUAGCGCUUCAGAGACAGAACAGCAGGCACGGGGCUUCUCAGAAGGCCCUGUGAUGGAUGCCUUGUGAGAAAAGCUGGAGACCCGCGUCUCUGUCGGACAGCUGGUGGCAGAGCUUUUCGUACGGGCUGCUUCUCCGUUAUGGUGAUUUUCAGCCUGUAGAUAAACUGGCGUUCUGUGGAUGAAAAGCACUUUGGAAAUCGCUUGCCAAGCAAAGAAGUAAACUGGGGGAAGUGGCUCCUCACUGUAUCUUUGCAGCUUUUGUUGUUGUUGUUGAAUUGGUGCUCUGGUUCUCCACAAUGGGAGAUUGCAACUCUGCGUGUUCAGUGUGUGCUGGGUACUGUGGUGCAGGUGGAGCUACACAAGCUGCCCUCAGAAAGCUCCUUCAGAUACUGGAAGCAUCUGAGCUCAUGAAGGCUGCAGAGACCUGAUGCUUGUAUGGUGUUAGAGAAGACAGGGAGGUCUUGGAUUCGGUACUUACUGAGGUUUCAUCUCCUGCUACUGGAGGAGCUUGUGAGCAGAACAAUUACAUGGGAUCAUAUUCUACGAUUCUAAUUGUAUCAAGAAUGAUCUGCCUUCUUAUUUCAUGGUGUUUUUCUUUCUUUCUUUCUUUUGCCAUUUGCCGUUAAUGAUAUCUCUUUUAUGCUUUUACUGUAGACUUGUUAUACUUUUCACGGAUGAGUUGGGCCAUAUUUCCCACUGGAGAGCUAUCAUAGCAGGAAGUUUGGCUGGCAUGGUUGCAACUGUUGUGACUUACCCUACCGAUGUAAUUAAAACCCGGCUUAUUGUGCAGAACCGACUGGAGCCAUCUUAUGAAGGAAUUCUUCAUGCUUUUUACAAAAUUUAUCACCAAGAAGGACUUCUUGCACUUUAUCGUGGUGUUACGCCAGCUAUAUUAGGUGCCGUCCCAUUUUCCGUGGGCUCAUUCUUUGUUUACAUCAAUCUGGACAGAAUCUGGCGAGAACCCGUAGUUUGUUUUACUCCCCUUCAGAACUUCAUAAAUGGCUGUGUAGCAGCUGCUGUGGCACAGACGCUUUCUUUCCCCUUUGAGACUGUCAAGAGGAAAAUGCAGGCGCAGAGUCCGUGGCUCCCUCACUGUGGCAUGGUGGACGUCCAUUUCACAGGCAUGGCUGACUGCUUCCGGCAAACCGUGAACAACAAAGGUGUGCUCGGGCUUUGGAGCGGCCUCACACCCAGCCUGCUCAAGAUUGUUCCAUACUUUGGUGUUAUGUUUAGCACCUUUGAAUUCUGCAAGCGGGUCUGUCUGUACAGAAAUGGUUAUAUUGAAUCUCCUUUGAGUUACAAGCUGACUCCUGGGGUGGAUCAGAGUUUGCUGCCUCAAGAACUGAGAGAAUUAAAGCGCCUCCGAAGAGAAAAUUUCGAGCCAAGGAAAUCGGCUCUUGAAAACUGACAGGAGAGCAUCCAUUGGAGAAGCCUUUUCUUCAGGAACUUUGCAAGAAAGACAUGCUGAACUGCAGGUACCAGCAUCUCAGCAAGUUGCAUGGCUGUAGUGCUGAGACUACAGGAUGCAGGGGAUGAAUAAACCUCUUAUCUCAUUUGCUGAAUGGAUGCACACAAUAAAAGUAGUAAGCAUACACCAAGGAGGAGAGAUGCAACUCGUCUGAACACACUGUAUGCUAUUGCAGCUUGAACUGACGCUAUUCUAGGUGCUUCUCAGUGCUGGAUAGCCACUUUAAGAUAAACCACUUGGAGAGAAUGAAAACUGACACAAGUACAGAUUGCAUCUUCAAAACAUUAAGAAAGUUCAGAUUGGAUUUUUUUAAAGUACCUUGUGAUAAGAAGUCAUCAGAAAAUGGUAAGCAGACUAGAUAGACAAAUGCAAGUAAUUCUACUGAAAUCUCUUUAGUGAUAACAGGUGGACGUGGCAUUCUGCAGAUGCAGAAUUAUCCUCAGUUCAUUCACACUCCAGAAUCCACUCUUCCAUUUUUGAGACUUCCUUAAGAAUAAUGAUUUUGUACAUGUCUUUGGCACAGCAGUAAAAAUAAGCUGCUGCAAUUGUGUUUUUGCUAAUAGACUGUAACACACUGGAAUGACAAUCUUCUAAACGUAGGUGCUUACUGGGAAUCUUUUUCCCUUUCUCCUGUGUACGUGAGUUAUUUCAGGCUUAGAAAAAAAGUUUUCCUGAAAAUUUCUAACUAAAAUAUCUUCUGAAAAAUGCAGACCUUAAGUGUGUAAGCUAUUUCAGAGCCACGAGCCUUACGAUGUUUCUCAGUAUUCUCAAAGUUCUAUUUUUAUGCUAAACUACUUCUCAGUCCUUGUGCACAGACCCUUGUGCUGCUCAGAACUUGCCUGCAGAAGAGCACCAUGCACACGUCUUCUCAUUUUCCCUCUUGAACUUCUGCAGUCCGGGAUCUGCAGCACUUCUUUAGGUUGGAAACUCAGCACAACCACCAGGUUGUCACUGGUGCCACUGCUCUCUCACCAGACUCUUUCAAGCAAUGUAAUACCAUUAUCUGAGAUAACUUCAACACCUGCUUUGCCCCUGGCUCUGAUUGUUGAUGUACCCCACAGCUGAGGUCUUGUGGCAUCUCCAGCAAUGGACUUGCUGUGUACUGCUAUGAUGGUUGGUUUUCUUCUCAGAGAGAAGCACGGGUGUUGAUAGCAAAACUCAAGAUGGUAGGGAGCAGUCCUUGUGGCUUGUGAGCCAGGUGGAGGCUGUAAGUAUUCCUGGCUCUCAUCAGUCUGCCUAGUGAAGGUGUUCCUCUGUGCCUCAGUUUCCCCAUCUGCACAGUGUCAUAACAAUACUGAUGUGUAUUUGAUGUGUAUGAAUAAGGAAACGUGACUUGUGAGCAAGUUGGGGAAGAACUGAUUUCUGAACAAUGCUCUUAUCUGUUCAAAGCAUAGUACUCGGAUUUUUUGGUGUGGUUUUUUUUUUUAACUGAUGUUGUAUUUCUAAAUAAAUGUUAAAGAUUGAA
Messenger RNA from Lagopus leucura (white-tailed ptarmigan), 3173 nucleotides. RefSeq names its product solute carrier family 25 member 43 (gene SLC25A43). Lineage: Eukaryota; Metazoa; Chordata; Aves; Galliformes; Phasianidae. The transcript is spliced from 5 exons. Gene Ontology annotation, biological process: transmembrane transport. The record is from RefSeq and is a predicted model, not a curated record. Bases 824 to 1648 code for a protein of 274 amino acids.